AUGGUCCCUGUCCCAGGCAUCGCCCCAGAGCGUCUGUUCAACCUCCUGAAGACGGGAUACAGGAUGGAGCGGCCAGAGAACUGCUCAGAGGAGAUGUACAGCCUGAUGCUCCGCUGCUGGAAACAGGAGUCCGACAAGAGGCCGACCUUCUGCGACAUCAGCAAAGAACUGGAAAAGAUGAUGGUGAAAAGUCGGGAUUACCUGGACCUGGCAGCCUCCACUCCGGCAGACGGGCUGCUGUACGACGACGCUCUCUCCGAAGAAGACACUCCGCUCGUGGACUGUAAUAACGCCCCUAUCCCUCGCUCCCUCCCCUCCACAUGGAUUGAAAACAAGCUCUAUGGCAUGUCUUACCCCAACUGGCCUGAGAAGAGCCCGCUGCCCCUCAGCAGACACGAUGCUUCUAAUCCCCUCUUUACAAGAUAUGCCAAUGAUAGUGUAUACGCAAACUGGAUGGCUUUGCCCUCACCCCCAAAAGCCCUGGAGACUCUCGAUAGCUAA
Molecule: messenger RNA, 501 nt
Organism: Knipowitschia caucasica
Lineage: Eukaryota; Metazoa; Chordata; Actinopteri; Gobiiformes; Gobiidae
Source: the annotation of a GenBank genome assembly